UGUUCUCCCUUUCACCAAACGCUGGUUUUCUUUUGCGCAGACAAAGCAAGCCACGGCAAGAGCUCCAAAUUAAACGCACACUGUUAUCACCUGUGGAAGCGUAACUGGUGACGUCAAAACACUACUCCGAUGGUAAAAGUCCCCGUCGGGUCCCAUCUGCUGAAUGCCAACGCGAUGAAGUACCGAGAGCUCACACGUCGCCUGUCCACAUACCAGCACGGGCUCAAGGCUCUGGCUCGCGCACCCCUGUCCCUCCCUGUUCCGCACCGCACACCUAGACUAGACGCACCUCCAACUGCAGCGCGCCAUACUUGACCGCAUCAGCAUGGCAUCCACGGGGACGACGGCGGCGGCGGUGCCGGAGGUGACCCUGCGGUCGGGCAACGGAAAGCCGAUGCCGAUGGUGGGCAUGGGCACGGCGUCGUUCCCCGUGGUGCACGAGGCCGUCAGGGACGCCGUGCUGGCGGCCAUCGAGGUGGGGUUCCGCCACUUCGACACGGCCUUCCUGUACGGCACCGAGAAGCCGCUCGGCGACGCCGUGGCCGAGGCGCUGCGGCGCGGCCUCCUGAGGUCCCGGGAGGAGCUCUUCGUCACGUCCAAGCUGUGGUGUUCGCAGACCCACGCGGACCUCGUGCUGCCGUCCCUGCGGGAAACUCUCGAGAACCUGCAGAUGGAGUACGUGGACCUGUACCUGAUCCACUGGCCGGUGUGCCUCAGGCCGGCCGGCGGGCCGCCCAAGUUCCCGAACAGGAAGGAGGACGCGGUGCCGCUGGACGUGGCGGGCGUGUGGCGCGCCAUGGAGGAGUGCCAGCGGCUGGGCCUCGCCAGGGCGAUCGGCGUCAGCAACUUCACCACCAGGCACCUGGACAAGGUCCUGGCCAUCGCCGCGGUCCCGCCCGCGGUGAACCAGGUGGAGCUGAACCCGGCGUGGCAGCAGCGGACGCUGCGGGCGUACUGCGCCGACCGGGGCGUCCACGUCGCCGCCUACUCGCCGCUGGGAGGGCAGAACUGGGACGGGCGGGGCAACGCCGUGCUCGACUCGGAGGUGCUCGCGGAGAUAGCCAGGGCGAGGGGGAAGACCGUGGCACAGGUGAGCGUUACGCUAGCUGCCGGCUGCGUCUUCUGGCGUGCGGUAGCAGUGUCGUGGACGUUUGCCCCGGCCGGUGAAGGUUUGGUUGAUCACGCGUUCGUCGUCUACUGUCUGGUCUGCCACACCAUUCUAUUCAGUUUUGCCUUUGUCUUCCCGUAUUACCAGGUGGCGCUGCGAUGGAUACAUGAGCAGGGAGUGACGUGCAUCGUCAAGAGCUACAACAGGGAGAGGCUGAAGCAGAACCUCGAGAUAUUCGACUGGGAGCUGACCGAUGACGACCGGCUCAAGAUCAGCCACAUCCCGCAGAGGAAGGUUGUCGAGGCCAGCGGCUUGUUCUCGCAGGAGGGUGAGUUCACGUCCGUUGAUCCAGCGGAACUGAAUAUUGUGGAGGAAUAGGAACUGGACUGGAAAAUGGCCCCCGCCUGUCGGUGUUGCUCCGUAUAGGAACAUACGAAUAAUAAGGCAACGUUCGCCCUCGGUGUUUCGGGGGUGUAUUCCACGAUGUUUUCCAUCCCCGUUCAGUUCAGUAAAGAUUGUGAUCGUAUAAUAUUGAGGACUUCUUUGGAACGGUCGAGCUAUAGUACAUGGUUCCGUAAACUUUGUAUGAAUUUUCUGAUCUAAAUAAAGUGGGGUUUUACGAACAA
Zea mays is the source of this 1734-nucleotide messenger RNA. Its product is annotated as putative oxidoreductase, aldo/keto reductase family protein. The record is from RefSeq and is a predicted model, not a curated record. The transcript is spliced from 2 exons. The coding region runs from base 326 to 1486 and encodes 386 amino acids. Lineage: Eukaryota; Viridiplantae; Streptophyta; Magnoliopsida; Poales; Poaceae. Gene Ontology annotation, molecular function: oxidoreductase activity, acting on the CH-OH group of donors, NAD or NADP as acceptor.